AUGGAUCUUGCACACACGAAAACAGCCGACGAGAGCUGUGCCUUCUUCGGAGUUGAUGCAAAUGUCGGGCUUACUGAUGAUCAAAUUAAGAAAAACUUGGAAAAAUAUGGGCCGAAUGAGAUGCCUGCUGAGGAGGGUAAACCUCUGUGGGAACUCAUUUUGGAGCAGUUCGAUGACAUGUUAGUCAAGAUUCUGUUGUUAGCUGCUUGCAUUUCCUUUGUGUUAGCUUGGUUUGAGGAAAAUGACGAUCAGAUUACUGCCUUUGUUGAACCCUUUGUCAUCUUAACCAUCUUGAUUUGUAAUGCUGUUGUUGGCGUAUGGCAGGAACGUAAUGCGGAAAGUGCUAUUGAGGCUCUCAAAGAAUAUGAACCUGAAAUUGCCAAAGUUAUACGCCAGAACUACCGUGGUGUACAGAAGGUUCGUGCCAGCAACUUGGUGCCAGGAGAUAUUGUUGAUAUUUCUGUUGGUGACCAGGUUCCUGCUGAUAUUCGUAUCCUUAGGAUUUCCUCCACUACCCUCAGGAUUGACCAAGCCAUUCUCACUGGUGAGAGUGUCAGUGUAAUCAAGCACACAGACCCUAUUCCGGAUCCAAGGGCUGUCAACCAGGACAAGAAAAACAUUCUCUUCUCUGGUACUAACAUUGCCGCAGGUAAAUGCCGUGGUGUUGUCAUUGGCACUGGACUCUCCACUGAAAUUGGUAAAAUCAGGAAUGAAAUGAUGGAUACUGAAACAGAAAAGACCCCUCUGCAGCAGAAAUUGGAUGAAUUUUCUCAGCAAUUGUCCAAGGUUAUCACCAUCAUCUGUAUUGCUGUCUGGGCUAUCAACAUCGGUCACUUCAAUGACCCUGCUCACGGUGGAUCUUGGAUCAAGGGAGCUAUCUACUAUUUCAAAAUUGCUGUUGCCUUGGCUGUAGCUGCUAUUCCAGAAGGUUUGCCUGCUGUCAUCACCACUUGUUUAGCUUUAGGUACUCGCAGGAUGGCCAAGAAGAAUGCUAUUGUAAGGAGUUUGCCCUCUGUUGAGACCUUGGGUUGCACCUCUGUCAUCUGCUCUGAUAAGACUGGUACCUUGACCACCAACCAGAUGUCUGUCUGCAAGGCUUUCAUUUUCAGCAAGAUUGAGGGUAAUGACAUCUCCAGCUAUUCAUUUGACUUGACUGGCUCUACCUAUGCUCCAGAGGGUGAUCUCUUCAUUAAUGGUAAAAAGGUUCGAUCCCAGGACUUUAUUGGCUUGGAAGAAGUGGCCACCAUCUGUGCCAUGUGCAACGAUUCCAGUGUUGACUACAAUGAGUCUAAGGAUAUUUAUGAAAAAGUCGGUGAGGCUACUGAAACAGCUUUGUCCGUUUUGGUUGAGAAGAUCAAUUUUUAUAACACUGAAACUAGCCACUUAAACAAGAGGGAAGUUGCUACUGCCUGCAACCAGGUCAUCCAAAGCAUGUGGAAGAAGGAAUUCACCCUGGAGUUCUCUCGUGAUCGCAAAUCCAUGAGCGUCUACAUUGUUCCCAAUAAACCAUCAAAGGAAGGAACCAGAAUGUUUGCCAAGGGUGCUCCUGAAGGUUUGCUUGAUCGUUGCACCUCCGUCCGUGUUGGCAAAGAUAAGUUGCCCAUGACUCCUGCUGUGAAGAACGAGAUUUUGAAGGUCUGCAAAGCUUGGGGUACUGGCCGUGAUACUCUCCGUUGUUUGGCUCUUGCUACCAUUGAUAACCCACCCAAGGUUGAAAAUAUGGAUCUGGAGGACUCUCGCAAAUUCAUUGAGUAUGAGACUAACAUGACCUUUGUUGGCUGUGUUGGAAUGUUGGACCCACCAAGAACAGAAGUCUUAGACUCUAUACAGAACUGCCGUGCUGCUGGUAUCCGUGUAAUUGUCAUCACUGGUGACAACAAGGCCACUGCUGAAGCCAUCUGCAGACGUAUCGGUGUCUUCUCUGAGAAUGAAUCUACUGCUGGUCUGGCUUUCACUGGCCGUGAGUUUGAUGACUUGCCCCCAGAAGAACAGCGUGCUGCCGUUAUGAGAGCCCGUCUCUUCGCUCGUGUUGAGCCUGCUCACAAAACAUAG
Messenger RNA from Acanthosepion pharaonis, 2052 nucleotides. The record is from the annotation of a GenBank genome assembly. NCBI's taxonomy places the organism in Eukaryota, Metazoa, Mollusca, Cephalopoda, Sepiida, Sepiidae.